Molecule: messenger RNA, 1988 nt
Organism: Drosophila kikkawai
Lineage: Eukaryota; Metazoa; Arthropoda; Insecta; Diptera; Drosophilidae
Gene: sav
Product: scaffold protein salvador
Biological process (GO): positive regulation of apoptotic process; hippo signaling; negative regulation of cell population proliferation
Cellular component (GO): cytosol
Molecular function (GO): protein binding; molecular adaptor activity
Source: RefSeq, a predicted model, not a curated record
AUUUUAGCUCAACAAUGGUCUAAAGCAAAGACGGCGAACCGAGAUCAGAGUCUGCAUGAACUAUUUAACGAUUCUGCUGUGCAACCGAAAACCGACGAUGCUCUCGCGCCGGAGCAAGGAGAAGUCCCAGGCACACAAGGAGGGCGUGGUGGGGAAGUACGUGAAGAAGGACACUCCGCCAGAGAUCCCGGUGAUCAAUGUGUGGACCAGCGACCAGCGGGCUAAGAAGAAGUCGCUCCAGCGCUGCGCCAGCACCUCGCCCAGCUGCGAGUUCCAUCCGCGCAGCUCGAGCACCAGCCGGAACACGUACUCCUGCACGGACUCGCAGCCGGACUACUACCAUGCCCGGCGCGCCCAAAGCCAGUUGCCGCUGCAGCCGCACACCCCGCACCAGCUCCCGCACUCUCUGCCCCACAAGCAUCCGCAUGUGCACACGCAUCCGCCGUUGCCGCCGCACCAGUUCCGGGCAAGCAGCAACCAGCUUAGCCAGGGCAGCAGCAGCAGCAACUACGUGAACAUCGAGCAGAUCGAGCGGAUGCGGCGCCAGCAGUCCUCGCCGCUGCUGCAGACCACUUCCUCGGCAGUAGGCGCCGGCGGCGGUGCCUUCCAACGCAGCUACUCCACCACACAGCGGCAGCAGCAUCCGCAUCCGCACAUGGCGGCCGCCAGCUACGAUGCGGACCAGGGUCUACUCAGCGCCAGCUAUGCCAACAUGCUGCAGCUGCCGCAACGACCGCACUCGCCUGCCCACUACGCCAUCCCGCCGCCGCAGCAGCAGCAGCAUCCGCAGCUCCACCAGCAGCACGCCUCCACGCCUUUUGGCUCCACGCUGCGCUUCGAUCCGGCUGCCAUGUCGAUCAGGGAGCGACAGCCGCGGUACCAGUCCACUAGGUCCCCGAUGCAACAACAGCAACAGCUCCAGCACCAGCAACUGGCAGCGCACCUGAGCGGCAGCUACUCCAGCGACUCAUAUCCCAUCUACGAGAAUCCGUACCGCGUCUCCUCGAUGCGCGCCACCCAGUCGCAGCGCUCGGAGUCGCCGAUCUACAGCAACACAACGGCGUCGACAGCCACGCUGGCCGUGGUUCCACAGCCGCACCACCAAGGUCAUUUGGCGGUGCCUAAUGCGGGCGGAGGAGGAUCUCUAAGCGGCAGCGGUCGCGGCGGCAGCUCGGGCAGCAUUCGAGGCGCCUCUACCUCAGUGCAAUCGCUGUAUGCUCCACCCAGGACACCACCCAGCGUAGCAGGCGGGACUGGGAGCAGUGCCAACGGAUCACUGCAGAAGGUGCCCUCGCAGCAGUCGCUCACGGAGCCCGAGGAGCUACCCCUGCCGCCGGGAUGGGCCACGCAGUACACGCUGCACGGGAGGAAGUACUAUAUCGACCACAAUGCGCACACUACGCACUGGAACCAUCCGCUGGAGCGCGAGGGCUUGCCAGUAGGCUGGAGACGGGUAGUGUCCAAGCUGCACGGCACCUACUACGAGAAUCAGUAUACCGGACAGUGUCAGCGCCAGCACCCUUGCCUGACGUCCUACUACGUUUACACCACGUCGGCGGAGCCGCCAAAGGCCAUUCGUCCGGAGGCGUCGUUGUACGCUCCUCCUGCCCACACGCACAAUGCUCUGGUGCCCGCCAAUCCAUAUCUACUCGAGGAGAUCCCCAAGUGGCUGGCUGUGUACUCGGAGGCGGACUCCUCCAAGGACCACCUGUUGCAGUUCAACAUGUUUAGCUUGCCGGAGCUUGAGGGCUUCGACAGCAUGCUUGUGCGGCUCUUCAAACAGGAGCUGGGCACCAUUGUGGGCUUCUACGAGCGCUAUCGUCGCGCUUUGAUACUCGAGAAGAACCGACGCGCCGGCCAGAACCAGAAUCAGAACCAGUGAGCAAAGCUCCAUUGGGGAAAUGAAUGCAGGUCUGGAGACGAAGACUCACGCAUGAAUGAAUAAUAACCAAUCCCAAACGAGAAUGCAUCGUCUUCUGAGCUCUCUA